AUGUUAGAAAAAAAGUUUGCUGACAUUGACAAGAAAUUUGAGAAUGUUUUGAAGAAGAACAAGAGGAAGUUAGAAAAUGCUCAGAUAAAACCCAUACAUGAAAAGUUCUUAUUUGCUCAGAAUGGUAUAACAGGUCUAAUUGCACCGCCUGGGUCUGGUAAGACUUUCACUUAUCUUAAAAUGGCUGCACAACAACAAGAACUAGAUGAGAAGAACCCAUUCUAUGAGUUAGUAGUCAUUUGUAGUACUUCUGGUCAAUUCGAUCAAACCGUCAAUUCGUUCAAAGAUAUUAUAAAGAAGUCUAAGUUAGUAUGUAUAAAGGAUACUGAGUUGUUAGAUUGGAUAAAGAAGUACCAAAGAAGAGUUUUGAAGUACAAUGCUAUAAAUGAGUAUGUCAAUUCGAAGUUUAAAGACCCAAAUGAGGAAAUGCAGAGAAUAUUAGAGAAGAAACACUUCAGAAACAAACAGAAAGAGAUAGAAUAC
Molecule: messenger RNA, 483 nt
Organism: Trichomonas vaginalis G3
Lineage: Eukaryota; Parabasalia; Trichomonadida; Trichomonadidae
Product: P-loop containing nucleoside triphosphate hydrolases family
Exons: 1
Molecular function (GO): hydrolase activity; ATP binding; DNA binding
Source: RefSeq, a predicted model, not a curated record